Molecule: messenger RNA, 447 nt
Organism: Hepatospora eriocheir
Lineage: Eukaryota; Fungi; Microsporidia; Hepatosporidae
Source: the annotation of a GenBank genome assembly
AUGGCAAGAACAAAAGAAUCAGCAAGAAAGACAGCAAACAUGACUGGAGGUAAAGCACCAAGAAAACAACUAGCUACUAAGGCAGCACGUAAGACAUCAGUGUCUGCUAGUGGUGCACACAAGAGAUUUAGAAGGAAGCCAAACUCAGUCGCCAUCAGACAGAUCAGACUUUACCAAAGCAGUGGUAACACAUUAAUUAGAAAGCAGCCAUUCCAGAGAUUGUGUAGAGGAUUAUGCCAAGAACUUGGAUCAUCAUUUGUAUGUAGAUGGAAGUCUACUGCCUUGUUGACUAUUCAUGAUGCUAUUGAGACUGUUCUUACAUCUAUACUUGAAGAUGCUUUGUUAUGUACUAAGCAUGCUGGUAGAGUCACAAUCAUGCCUAAAGACAUUAUCUUGGCAGUUAAACUUAGAAAUAGAUGUAAUAAUGGUAUUCAGUUGCCUGAAUAA